UUCCCAUUUUAGUGAAGAAAAAUUACAAUGCAGAGUACAGAGUACAGAGUACCAAUAGGCAAUACAGCUGUCCAAUGGGCGAUUUGGAUAAAGUUACGCAUCCCAUGUUGCUCUGAGAAUUCUAAGAUGGAAGCUGACGCGUUAGAGGUUGAAGUUUGCGGUGAAAAUGGAGCUUAUUACAAGGCAUUCGUUAGGCGGUUGCACGAAGAUGACGUUACGGUCACAUUUGAAAAUUCGGUUAUUAUGAAGAUGUUGGAACACGCUUUCAAACAGAAGGGAAUGGAACAAGAUACCGAAGCACACGGAGAAAGCAGAUGGCAGAUGGAUAUCAGGUUGCCCUUCUCCAGUGUACGACUGCCGCCGGAUCCAGACACACAGCUCUUCGAGCCGCAGGAGGGCGAGGAUGUGGAGGUGAUGUCACGGGCGGUGGAGGAUGAGCCGUGUGGAUGGUGGAAAGCAAAGGUUCUCAUGAUCAAGGGAGAAUUCUACGUGUGCGAGUUUGCCGGCUGGGACAAGGCCUACAAUGAGAUUCUCACCAUCGACCGCGUGCGACGGCCCAACAAGAACCUGCCGAUAAGCAAGCGUAGUUUCUCCCAAGCUGAGAUACCCAUCCCAGAUGAUCUUCAAGAAUUUUCGAAAGAUGUCAAUCAGCAUAAGGAGUUUAAGAAGGCGAUUGGUGCUGCUGUUGUCUAUUAUAACGAAGAUGAUGGCAAUUUGAUAGCCUUGAGUACUCAGAAUCAGGCCGUCAAGCGAGCCGAGAUGCUGAGCCAGAUGCACUUCAGGAACCUGCGGCAGAAAAUCCUCCUGCUCACCAGGACGGAGGAGGCGACAAAGCAACUCGAGAGCACGCGUCUGCACGCGAACGCGGGACACGUGCAGGAGUUCUCCGUGCGAGAGGAUCUGAUGGGUCUAGCUAUCGGCGCACAUGGAGUGAAUAUCCAGCAGGCGAGGAAGGUAGACGGCGUGACGGCCAUCGAACUGGACGAGACGACGUGCACCUUCAAGAUCUACGGAGAGACGGAGGAGGCGGUGAAGAAAGCUCGAUUUUACCUGGAAUACGCAGAAGAAUCCGUACAAGUGCCUCGCUCUCUCAUCGGGAAGGUGAUAGGAAAGAACGGCCGCAUCGUGCAGGAGAUAGUCGAUAAGUCCGGCGUCGUGCGGGUGAAGAUAGAGGGCGAUAACGAGCAGACGCGCAUCAAGCGCGAGGAGGGUCAGGUUCCGUUCAUCUUUGUCGGUACAGUGGAAGCAAUCACGAACGCAAAAGUGCUACUAGAAUAUCACCUUGCUCACCUGAAAGAGGUAGAACAACUACGCAUUGAACAAGAGGAGAUUGCGUACCAACUGCGCAGCAUGGGCGGAGGUCCACAGGGCACGAGGACGGGCAGAGGUUACGACUCCCAGGAUGAGAGUUUUCGAGGUCGUGGUCGUGGCAGGGGCGGAGGAUUUCGCGGGGGACGUGGCCGGGGCCGUGGUUCCUAUGGCAACGGUGAUCGCUCAGGUACCGCUAGUGGUGAGGAGUCGGUGAGCGACUGGGACCAAGGCGAAGGUCACAAUGGCUUCCCGCGUCGCGGCCGCGGUGCGUCCAGGGGGCGCUACCAGCGGGGCCGGGGUCAGGGCGGCGGACGCCCUUCCUUCCCGUCCAGUUCCGAAGCUUCGAGAAACCGGUCGCCCGAGCGGGAGGGAGCGUCAGGGGAGCCGAGGGGUCGCGGGCGCGGCGGCGACCCCAGGCGCCGGGUCACGGACGAGGACGACACGGUGCUGGACAGUCAGGAGGUGUCGAGCGUGAACAGUAUGGACAGAGAGAGCGUGUCGUCCUUGGACGGCUCUAAGGCGCAGCGUAAGCGCAAGCGACGCAAGAACCGCAAGGCGAAGGGAGAAGAGGAGGCUACGGCCGCCGCCGCCGGCACCGCGCCUGCAGAGGACACCACCAGCUGGCCGGACGAGGUCACCGUCAACGGCGCUGCGGAAAACAGCAAUAACAACAACAGCAGCGGCAACAGCAACGACUGGCACGACAACGGCGGCGGCAGGGGCGCCAGGCGAGGAAACUUCGCGCACCGCGCCAGCAAGUACAAGAGCGGCGCCCCCUUCAGGGAGGGCGGCGCGAACGGCAGAGCCGAGGUGAUGGAGGAGACAGCGCCGCGACCGAACGCGUGGCCAUAGGUUGCCGCGGCAACGACCCGCAGGAGGUCAAGGUCGAUGGAGGGCGACACCGCCGCCGCCGCCGCGGCGUUUGUUUCCCUCAUCGCCAGCAGGAUUGUGGGAUUGCAUGUCAGUGCAGGGCGCGCGACCAGCGGGCCUCGCUGGCCAAUCGCGACACUGCCACCUGUCAUGUGAUCGUACAAGCCUGCUGAGUCAUACCCCAUUGUUGAUCAGGACACCCUAUUUGGACGACGAGACUUGACUAUCCCAACUGACAAGAGAGAGGGAGAGAGAGAGAGAGAGUGAUUGAGAGGGAGAGGGAGAGAGGGAGCGAGAGAUGAGAACACAAAGAAUAUGAAGUGGCAGGGUGUGGUAAAUGCGUGGAAUGUUGUGUGAUCUCACCUCCUGGCCCUAUCUUCUUUGUCAUUUACCUGGAAGUACGGAGAAAUCAGACGACCGCGUGACGUUUAAUUUUGGAUGUGUUUAGUUCGUAAAGUGCAUGCGUUUUUGCUGAUUGCUUGAUAUAUAAUCUAUGCAACGAUGUGGAAGUAUUUGCUUGCUUUUUUUAUUCCUAAAAAGAGAUGCUCUAACGUGACGCGAGGGAUUAUCGGUAAUUUUAAUGCGAGUGUUAUGGAUUAUAUCGAAUGCGUAACUACUGCACGACAAAGUACCCGUGCGACUUAUCGAGAAUUCAAUGUGCCUCUCUUUAAAGUGCGCAGCUGGUUUUUGUUGGUGCUGCAAUGACUGACCGCAUGGCAGAUAUUUUCUGCAUUCCUGAGCUUGUCCUGAGAAGAUGUUCAAGUGUUUAUUGGCGCCGACUGUUGGAAGGUAGACUUGAUCAGGCUAGGGAGUCAUAGCAGUGAACAAGGCUAGCGUGAGAAGUGUGAUCAGGGUACAGUAUUCUGUAUUACUUGCUCAGCAUGUGUGUGCGUGCAUGUUUUAAGCAUAAGUUGACGUGUUCACAUUAACCUCACUUCCAUACAAAGACACUUGACAAGUAGAAUGCACGGUAAGGGGG
Messenger RNA from Priapulus caudatus, 3160 nucleotides. Its product is annotated as fragile X mental retardation syndrome-related protein 1-like. Gene Ontology annotation, molecular function: protein homodimerization activity; translation regulator activity; mRNA 3'-UTR binding. The coding region runs from base 28 to 2163 and encodes 711 amino acids. Gene Ontology annotation, biological process: positive regulation of translation; regulation of mRNA stability; regulation of translation at postsynapse, modulating synaptic transmission. NCBI's taxonomy places the organism in Eukaryota, Metazoa, Priapulida, Priapulimorpha, Priapulimorphida, Priapulidae. Gene Ontology annotation, cellular component: nucleus; neuronal cell body; axon. The transcript has 18 exons. The record is from RefSeq and is a predicted model, not a curated record.